This is a messenger RNA of Monomorium pharaonis (pharaoh ant), 5547 nucleotides long. RefSeq names its product probable cation-transporting ATPase 13A3. Bases 1350 to 5045 code for a protein of 1231 amino acids. Gene Ontology annotation, molecular function: polyamine transmembrane transporter activity; P-type transmembrane transporter activity; ATP hydrolysis activity. Gene Ontology annotation, cellular component: membrane. Gene Ontology annotation, biological process: intracellular calcium ion homeostasis; polyamine transmembrane transport. The transcript has 18 exons. Lineage: Eukaryota; Metazoa; Arthropoda; Insecta; Hymenoptera; Formicidae. The record is from RefSeq and is a predicted model, not a curated record.
UGUGUGUGUGUGUGUGUGUGUGUGUGUGUGUGAAAUAUACAUAUGAUAUCUAGAUAGAUGAUACAAAGGCAUUACUCGGUAAUAAUAAAAUCAUUACUAUCAAUGUAAAGUUUUAAAAAAUAUAUUUAAUGCUAUGUCAUAUAUAACAUCAAUCAAACUUUGAUUCGAAGAUAAUAUAUUUUUAAAACAUCUCAAUUAAUGAUGUUUCGUAAAAAACGUAUAUCAAAUAAUUUUUUAAAAGGUUUUUACAAUAUUAUUUUAAAAAUAUGUACGUAUAGAAUUAACAUUUUUAAACAUUACUUUAAUGUUUCUUGCUCACUAGGUAUAUAUCGUUUAUUUCACAUCUAAUUUUCAAAUGUCUUCGUUUUCUUGUCGUUAUGUGUUUCAACAAAGUAAUCGCAAAGAGAAUACAAUAUGUAUAAUUGACGCGGAAAAUCUUUGUCAAUUGUGCCUUCAAUCCUGUAUAAAGACAAAUAUUCGAUAAUAAUAAAACAAAAAUAUUCGGUAAUUUAAAGGCGACGAACACUGCACUGAUAUUAUGAUAUCCUCCGUUAUCUUUUCGAGUCAUAGGUCCUAUUAUACGAAAUCGUUCUUGGAAGAAAAAGUUCCAUUGCAACAUAUUGCGAAAAUUCGUCGAAAGCGGCGAAGUAAGAAGAAGGGGUGGUUGCGCGACUCGCGUCGUCUCGCGCACCUUGUUCGCGAAACCGGUCGGUGAUCAGGGGCUGAGCGGGGACAAAAGCAUAUCUCUCACCGUUCCGGCGAUAAACGUUAAAAUGCGACAGUUGAGUUCGGUAUGUUCCGUAUGAAACACAAUUAAGCGGUACGCGAGAAAAAAAACACAAGAAAUAUUAAUCAUCUAACGAUUUAGUGACUUUAGUUACCGAUGCGCACGCGUCCUAGUUCAUUUGCUGACCUUGUAUGCCACGAAUGAUAACGAGGCGUUCUCUCUCGUAGCUUCCGCUUUGCGGUUCCGUCGUUAAUCGUUCGGAUUUCAAGCAAUUUCGACAAUAGACGAAUCGUUCCAUCUCGUCCCGCGCGCACUCGACCGACAGCGAAUGUUCCACGCAUUCCAAUUCCUUGACAGCUCGCGAACGAAUAUCGCGGAAUUUUCGAAAGUUAGACGAACACGUGAGACGGGUGUGCGUGCGCGCUUGCGUAUCUCGCUACGCGCGCGAAAUCGCCCGCUCUUGCCGCCAUCGAAAAGGCGAAAGCAAAGUUGAAGAAACUCGACGAAUACUUGAAUAGUAUCGCAUACACGCGAUACAUCGUCGAGGGCAAAAAAAAAUUGUGAGAGACUAUUGGAUCGUAAGAAGCUGUCAAAACUAAUUUAAUCGAACAAGGUCGAAGUUAUGAUUGAUACUAAUGGGGUAAAUGAUUACAAAAAGUCGAAUGUUUUAUGGCAGAAAAUUGAUACUGAUCGAAAUGAACAUCUGCAUAUUUAUGGAUUCGAGAAAAGUUCGCUGAGGACCACUCUGACAUAUGUAUUAUAUAUAUUAUCUCUUGGAUUGGUACGACUAUUGUUUCAUUGGUAUCCUCGGCUACAUCUGUAUGCGACUCAUAAAAAGUGUGCUUUAAGUUGUGCAACAAAAAUACUCGCAAUAGAUAAUUAUCAAGGAUACAAGUCGUAUUUUGUACAAGAUGUUCGAGAAAUUUCUACUAAAAAUAUAAGUGUAAACAGCUUGUCGAUCACUUUGGGUGCCGUUGAACAAGAUCUCUUAGAGAAAAUCAAGGACAAAAAAUUAAAAAUUAAUUUAGAAAAUGGUACGCGUUGUGAGAUUCACGAAUACAAGGCUUUUUGGUUUAAAAAGAAAUGUUAUAUCUGGGACGCUACAAAAAAUAUUUUCUCGAGGCUCGUAGGACUUGACAAUGGUACAAUGUGUUCCAAUCUGCAUCUCUCGCGCAGCAAUGGCUUGUCCAAGGAAGAGCAAUUACUUAGGCGUAUCGUCUACGGAAAUAACGACAUUGUUGUUCCACUUCAGAGUAUCGGCAUAUUACUACUGCUAGAAGUUUUAAACCCAUUUUACAUUUUUCAAGUGUUUACCUUGUGCGUAUGGUUUGCGGAGGGCUAUCUAUAUUAUACUAUCGCUAUAGUGUUAAUGUCACUGUUUGGCAUAACGAGCUCUAUAGUACAAACGCGUAAGAACCAAGUAAACCUGCGUAGUACCGUCGCAUCGUCAGAAAAUGUACGUGUACUUCGCGACAGUGGUAUUUUCGAGAAUAUCUCCAGUAAGGAAUUGGUACCCGGUGAUCUUAUAGAAUUACCAAAAUAUCAAACGACUCUCGUGUGCGACGCGGUUUUAUUAACUGGACAGUGUAUAUUAAACGAAUCCAUGUUAACGGGCGAGUCUGUACCUGUAAUGAAAACGUCAUUACCAUUACGCCAUACAUUGUACGAUGCUAAAGAGUAUACGUAUCACACGUUGUACAGUGGUACUACUAUAAUACAAACCAAAUAUCACGGCGACCAACCGGUUCUCGCGAGGGUAAUCAGAACUGGUUUUCUAACCAGCAGAGGUGCUCUGAUCGCUGCCAUAUUAUAUCCACCUCCAGCGGAUUUCAAAUUUGAUAAAGAUUCAUAUAAAUUUAUUGGCAUUUUGGCAUUUAUCGCAACUUGUGGCUUUAUAUACACCGUAAUAACCAAGGUCUCGAGAGGAAGUGUAGCUGGCGAUAUAGUGAUAAAAGCACUAGAUAUCAUUACGAUAGUCAUACCGCCGGCAUUACCAGCCGCGAUGACCGUAGGAAAACUAUAUGCCCAAGCGAGAUUGAAACGUGAACAAAUCUACUGUAUUAAUAACAGGAUCAUAAAUGUUUCCGGCAGCAUAAAUUGCGUAUGUUUCGAUAAGACGGGAACAUUGACAGAGGAUGGAUUGGACAUGUGGGGCGUUGUAGCAUGUACAAACGGCAUACUUGCCAAGGCUGAGACAGACGUAUCCAAGGUCAAAGAUCAUCCUCUUUUCGAAGGAAUGUUAGUUUGUCACAGUUUGACACUUAUCGAUGGAGAACUUUGCGGAGAUCCCUUGGACGCAAAGAUGUUCGAAAGUACCAAAUGGGUACUGAAAGAUUUAGAAUGCGCGCACGUAGAUAAAUAUAAUUCGAUGUCAUCAAUCGUCGUAAGAUCACCGGAGAACACAAGCUUAACGAACAAUCUGAACGAAAUUACGGAGAUUGGUAUAAUACAGCAAUAUCAAUUCUCGAGUUCUUUACAACGAAUGUCCGUUAUCGUACAAGCAUCAGGAUCGAAUAAGUUCAGAGCUUAUACAAAAGGCUCUCCCGAGAUGAUAAUCAAUCUAAGCAAGACGGAAACAGUACCGAAGGACAUUUCGUUCAUCUUGGAGCGAUUCACCAAACAGGGAUUUCGUGUGAUAGCUUUGGGCCGCAGAGCGACAAUUUUCAAAAGUAGUGCAGAGAUAUCGAAACUAUCUCGAGAAAUGGUUGAACAAGAUUUGGAAUUCUUAGGACUAGUCAUUCUGGAGAAUCGAUUGAAGCAACCGACGGCACCAGUGAUUACGGAACUGAGGGAAGCUAACAUACGCGUGGUGAUGAUUACAGGAGAUAAUAUUCAGACUGCGGUGAGCGUCGCUAGAGAAUGCGGAAUACUUUCGAUUGAAGAACACAUCGUGGAUGUGACUACAGCCACCAAUGAAGGAAAAGAUCGUCCAGAGAUUAUUUUCAACGUUCAAUCUCAAUCUCCAAGAUUGAGCUCGCAAGAUCAAAAUCACUCGGUGUCAUCGACGAUCAAAGAUAUAGAACGUGGUAUAGCCAGUGAUAAUUAUAGAUUUGCCUUAACGGGUCAAACGUGGCAAGCGAUGCGAGAAUAUUAUCCCGAUCUCGUAGACCGUGUUUGCGUACGGAGCGCGGUAUUUGCCAGAAUGAAUAGCGAUCAGAAGCAACAAUUGGUCGUGGAGCUAAUGCGACUCGGUUAUUAUGUAGCCAUGUGUGGAGACGGCGCUAAUGAUUGCGGAGCAUUAAGAGCCGCACACGUCGGUAUAUCUCUCUCCAAAGCAGAAUCCAGCGUGGCCAGUCCCUUCACAUCAAGAGUACCCGAUGUAAGUUGCGUUCCGAAAAUAAUACGGGAAGGACGCGCCGCUUUAGUCACGUCAUUUGGAAUUUUUAAAUUUAUGAUCGCGUAUUCCCUUACCGAAUUUUUGUCCGUCAUAAUAUUGUACUCCAUAGAUUCGAACUUGACAGAUCUACAAUUUUUGUUUAUCGAUAUCUGUUUAAUCAUUAACUUUGCCUUUUUCUUCGGCAAAACUCGCGCAUAUAAGUACAAGUUAUCCAAAACAACACCGAUGACGAGUCUGCUAAGCUUCACUCCUCUCUUAUCUUUAACCGCACACAUGUUGAUAAUGAUCGUAUUUCAAGCAACAGUGUAUCACGCCGUUCGACAAUUUUCAUGGUUUAUCCAAUUCAUUCCUACCAGCAACACCGGAUAUACAUGUUAUGAAAACUAUUCGGUCUUUUGUGUUUCUAUGUUUCAAUACAUAACGAUGGCAAUUGUAUUUUCACGCGGAAAGCCCUACAGACGCGCGAUCUACUCGAACGGCGCAUUUAUGUCUUCCAUACUUUUAUUAACGGCCAUAUGCGCAUAUAUUACGGUUUAUCCCGCAAAUUGGGUAGUGAAUGCGUUAGAGUUGAUCGUACCACCCGUCUACAAUUGGAGGCUCGUUAUCCUAGCGCUCGCUCUAGCCAACUUUUUCAUUUGCUUUUUUAUCGAGAGCUUUAUAAUAGAGUACGUCAUUGAAAACACCUUGAAGAGAAAAUUAUAUAAACCGGAAAAAUCUAAAAAACGAUAUCUAAAGAUUGAAUACGAAUUAAAGAAUUGCGAAAAUUGGCCGAAAUUUAAGAAACAACCAAUAUUAUCUAUUCUGCGAAAAGAUGGCUCGCAAAAUAUUUCAUACUGUAAUAAUCAUUGUCGGAGCGAUGCAAUUUCGAACAAUCAAACAACGAAUGAUUUUAGCAAUUCUAGCAAGCUUUCGAAUGGGCGAAUCGAUAAGAAAAAUCAACAAGGAUUUGAAAAUUUUGGCUUUACCAAUGACCAAGUAUAGUGCUAAGAAGUGUAUACAUCUACUCACGAAUUAUUUCUUCAAAUAGGUCAAUCAUAGUUAAUUAUCUCACUGUUCGGUGCUGAAAAGUAAUAUUUAUAAGGCCAGUUUUUUGUCGCUGCACUGAUGCAAUAAGUUAGAAUAAGACAAAUAUAUUUUUUUCUCACUCUAACUUAUUGCACCAGUGAAACAGUGCAGCGACAAAAAACAGGCCUAUAAUAUAAGACCUGCAUGUAAAUAGGAGAAGAGGAAGAGAGAGUAAACACGUAGUAUUUAUGUAUCUACAAUAAUUCCAUUGGAUAUGUUAGGUUUACAACGUUUCAACGUAAAAUCAAACGUUUUUAUGAUUUUUAUGAAGAACACAGAUAAUAACACAUACCUAUAUAGAUCGAGGCACGGCACGUUUUGCUCUGCUAUCACAACAUUCAUUUAUCUCGGCAAUAUAAAUUGUGCAUUUCGUGACAACGUGCAUAAGAAAAUAACAAUACACAACAUGCAACUUUCA